This is a messenger RNA of Coniosporium apollinis CBS 100218, 789 nucleotides long. RefSeq lists its product as uncharacterized. The coding region runs from base 1 to 789 and encodes 262 amino acids. The record is from RefSeq and is a predicted model, not a curated record. The transcript is spliced from 3 exons. Lineage: Eukaryota; Fungi; Ascomycota; Dothideomycetes.
AUGCCUCCCUUAACCCUCCCCGCAGUCCUAACCCCCUCGCUCCUCUCCUCCAUCCGCGCGCACCCGCACCUACCGCAACACACCUGGUACUUCAUCGCCGGCGUCACGCUCUCGGUGCUGAACCGACCAGACGAGAUCCCCAAGGUCUUCAGCUACGCGCUCGAGCAUGGCGUCGAUGCCGCACACGAUAAGGAGCUGGGGCAGAAGGAGCUGGCGCAUGCGGAGCAGUUAAGGAUAGCGAGGAAGCUGCGGGAGAGCCUUGUCAAGAGCGCUGCUAUUGUUGGGUUGCCCAAGACUAUCAACGCCCUUCUCUCCCUCAAGUCCGCCACGCCCCCCUCGCUGCACGAUGAGCCAAUGGCCUACUCGCCCAGCGCGCGCAUCGUCGAGGUUUACGACAUGCCGUCGUCGCAGAUACUGCAGCGGGGGCAGCGGUUCUUUGAUAAGGUGUAUGGGAAGGUGAGUAAGAGGGUCAUGGGGCAAAUGGAUAGAUCUGGCACGGAGGAUCUGGGGGUCGUGGCCAGGCUGAUGUAUGGGUAUUUAUUGAGUAAUACGCGGGUUUUGAGCCCGAUGGAGAGUAGUUUUGUGCUGUUGGCGGGGUUGAUACCGCAGGAUGUCAACCCUCAACUGAAAGGUCAUCUGAAGGGCGCGCUUAAUAAUGGAGCAACUGUCGAAGAGGUACGCGCCGUGAGAGAGAUUGUGAUUAGGAUAUGUGAGGCAUCAGGCAUGAAGAAGCUGCCUGAUGAUGCGCCUCAAGGCUGGGGUUGGCGAGGUGAGGUUGCCAAUCUUUGA